Lottia gigantea (owl limpet) is the source of this 969-nucleotide messenger RNA. RefSeq lists its product as hypothetical. The record is from RefSeq and is a predicted model, not a curated record. The transcript is spliced from 3 exons. Lineage: Eukaryota; Metazoa; Mollusca; Gastropoda; Lottiidae. Bases 182 to 826 code for a protein of 214 amino acids.
CGGACUCGUGUGUCGAGGAGAAAUGAUCAACUCAUCACUGAUAUUACGAUGCUAUUGAGCUAUGCCUGAGUGAAAGAUUAAUGUAACUCCUUUGAGAAAGAAAACAUUAGCUCUUCAUUCCAACCAUAAUCAUCUACGAAGCGCUGUUUUUUUCUGAAGGACAUGCUGCUAUAUUCUUAAAAUGAAGCUCCCAAAUGUAGCGUUUCGUGUAGAUGACACUGGUGAAAUUCCUGAUGGAGCUCGGGUCAUGACCAAAGAUGAGGUAUACAAUUACCAAAUGCAAAAAGUUAUAAAUUAUAAACCCAGAUCUGACAUGUACAUGAUUUUAAAGGCAAAUGACCUUGUUGCUUGUGGAUCAUUCUUGUCUACAGUAGGAGUAGUGUCAAUAUUUCGCAAUGUAUUUAAAGUACCUUUUACUAAAGGAUCUAUCUCAACUGUGAUACCAGUUGUAGGAGGCUCUGUUAUUAUGGCAGCAAUAAUGCAUGGUGUACCAAGACAUAAAAUCAUACUUGGUAAUUCUUCCCAGUCAAUCAGAUGGAGAUCAGGAAUAAGUAAUGGUAUAGCUUGUGGACUUAUUUCAUCAAUGUUAAGCUUGUCAUAUUGCUUGAGCUUGAGGCGUAGAAUAGAUGGAAGCACCUAUGUUCAGAUCUUUAAAUCUGUUAAUAUCAAACAAUUGUUCUAUAUAUGUCUUGGUGUGACAUUCUUGCAAUCUUGUGCUGGGUAUUUUAUAGCAGAUCAAGAAAUUAACUGUUUAGAAAAAGCAACAUUAUUUCAGCAUAAACAUUUGACUAACACUGAAGAAAAGGAAUCCACCUCUUAUGAUUAAAAAAAAUAAAGGGAGAAAUAUUUCUUUGAGUGAUGUGUGUAAAAUAUAUAUAAUUUUUUGUGACUCAACUUUUAUGUUACAUGUUUUUGAGUCCUUAUACAAAUAAAUCCUGUAAUUGUAGAGUAAAAUUUGAAAAAUAUUUA